AGUGCUCAAAGCAGGACAGCCCAGACGUAGUCUGCCAUGCAUAUCAAGAUUAGCAAGCAGGUGCAAAUCGAGACCAGAUUUUCGGUGGCGCAGCAUGCCCUUCUCGUUCUCAUCUUCGUCUACUACUUCGCAUAUUUGGUGCUCUUCAAGGGCUCCCACCUAGAGCUCACGGAGCCCAGCAGCGAUUACCGGCUGGAGCUGGUGACCCCCACCAAGGACUGCUCUGAGUGGUCUGUAGGCUGCGAGCCCAACCUCCAGAGGCUGGAGGAUCUGCCCUACUGCAAGCAGAGCGAGCUUCCGGCGCUCCAGAAGAUUCGGUGCCGCUACUGCUCCUCAUCCUUCCUGCAAAACAUGCACGGCAGGGGGAUCUUCCUGCCCACAAAGGUGGAGCACUUUUUGCGACACCGGGACAUCGAGUCCGACCAGUCCUUUGACAAGGAGCACCCGCGCCUGGAUAGCUUUUUGUACCGCAACGGCACGAGACAAGGCUCACUGGGAGAGCCUCCGAAUCAGAGAGCCAGGCCUCUCUUCAAGUUCUUCGUGGCAGAUUUGGAGAGAUACAAAUUGAGGGUGGGCCACUCUCUCAACAGGAACAGCGGCGAUGAUAUCGCCUCCUCUGCGAUGCUGGGAUUCUGGAGACGUCCCAGGCGUAGAAGCGAUUCGUGGAACCCCAUGGACUUGUUGAAUCGAAAACCUGACGUGGCGCCCAUCAAGUGCAUGAACACCUCCACGUUCCGCUGCCCCGACGGGGCGCCCAUCUACACUUUCGGCGCUGCUCCAGUGGGCAGUGACCCCGACGGCCAUGCUGCCUCGUCGAGCUCGGCGUUGGAGCUGCAGCGGCAAAAGCCCAGGCGUGGUUUCAACCGGCUGAAGCACCAGCUUGCGUCGCUGGAGCCCAAAGAGGCUGACGCGACCUCGACUUCAGCGCCAGAGAGGUGGGAGCCCACGAAGCUGGAUUUUAAGAUGCCCCUGGCCACGCAGACCGGGGACUUGUUCUCCCUGAAGCUGCUGAUGGACUACGCCAACGUGAGCCUGGACCAGCGGAUGCCGGGCGAGAACCAAACCAUCCGCGCCUGCGGGCUCACGCUGCUGCUGAGCGUGGACUAUAGCAACCACCGGCCGUGGCUCGGCCUGCAGGUGACUCCCUUCAGCGACGUCAAUCCCACCUACACCUACCACGUGGAGAGUUUACACUCCCCAUGCAUCGGCCGGCCUUUGCAGUCGGUGCAGUUUGCCCCAACCGACGGACCCAAUCGCACCACCUUGAUGGAGUUCGGUGUCGACGUGAUUAUUGCUCAGACCAGUACCAUCAUGGUUUGGAGCACUAUGCAGGCGAUCAUCUCCUUGACGGCCUUCACCUCGCUGGUGGGCCUGGUGGGUAUCUUGAUGGACUACCUCCUGCGGCUUUGGUUCGGCCAGCGCUAUUUGGACCUGAAGAUUGAGCAGAGGUCUCUGUCCGCGAGGGAGGACUGCGCGCAGUCAGCCGAAAGCUGAAACUUUGAGCUGCAGCUUGCUGAGUGAAAGAUCAAAAAGCGCCAGCUCCCAAAAAGUCUG
Messenger RNA from Effrenium voratum, 1554 nucleotides. The record is from the annotation of a GenBank genome assembly. Lineage: Eukaryota; Dinophyceae; Suessiales; Symbiodiniaceae.